GCCGUCAAAAAGUCUGAUGAUUGUUUUUGGAUUGUCAUUGUGUUGAGUGUAAAUUAUCCAUCUGGAAUAAAUAAACAACUGGGAAAACGAAGAAGAUGUCCGAAAUGGAAGUCACAGGUGGCAGUGAUAACUGCUCCAAUGAUCUAUUACUUCUAGAUCGCGUUUUCUUGAGACUCGGUAAUGCUGACACGGACGACCAGCUCGAGAGCUGUCUUAAUAGAUUCCUGCCUCCUGUAAUCCUAAAACUAUCUUCACCCCAUGAACAGGUGCGCACGAAAGUGAUGGAGUUACUGGUUCAUGUCAAUAAACGUGUUAAAUGUCGUUCUGAAGUAAAGUUACCUGUUGAAACGUUAUUGCAACUUUAUCGAGAUCCUUCUGCAAACAGUUUCAUCAUAAAUUUCUCUAUAAUCUACAUUACUAUGGGCUUCCCUCGUUUGCCUCAUGAACAGCAGUUGACACUAACACCAUCUUUGUUAGAAGCCAUUGAAAAUAAACCCCAAGGACAUCAAGAUGGAAUUUUAAUGCUAGUCAUGCCUUUGCUUGGUAAGAUUAAAGAAACUGAUUUGAAUUUAAAAGAGAAGCCAAAGCUUUCAUCAUUGGUUUUGAAAUUUGCAACUGAUGUCCUGCUCUUACCAUACAGAGCUUUACCGCAUCCAGGAGAGAGUGAUUUCCAAGUACCACCUGGUAUGAGUAUGAAAACAUACAAGAGACUAGUGGAUAAAAAUCAACUGAAUCCUAAUCAGUUGGAGGAGAUGAAGCUCUCUAUAGUGAAUUUCAUAAGUAAAGACAUUUUCAACAACAAUGAUAUUCUCUUGACAUUGAUCGUUGCGGCCGCAGAUUCACGGUUCAGUGUAGCGAACCACGCAAAUAGUCCACUCAUUCGGGUUAACAGUUCCGUGGAUUGGUCACAGCCUGCUGUGGUGGCGCCACUGUAUUCCCUCUAUCUAGGCACCUGGGGAGGUUUGAAGGUACCACCAGAUGAUCGCAAGGUUCCAGCUUGCACAAGAUUAAGAUUGAAGCUUAUUCAAUAUUUAAACAAAGCUACUGGCCCAGCCAUAAUGUUCCCACAUUGCGUGCAGGUUGUAUUCUCGUCACUAUUCGAUCCGAAUACGAAUUCAAGACUCAGAAAUAUGGCGUUGGUGUUUUUAUUGAACGUCAUUAAUGGUGGUGAUAAGACACAAUUAAAGAAAGUAGCGGCUGUUUUUUUGCAAGGUUUGUUGAAACUAAUCCGAUCAGAAGAACAUGCAGAACACCAACCGAGAGCUUACAUGUGCUUAGGUAGAUUGGCUAUGAAGUGUCCGGGCAGCAUUGGCAAUCAGCUGGGGCUGCUGGAAGAGCUAGUGAAUAAGUUGCCUGCACCUGCUCCUGAACUCAACACCGCUCUCAGAGACGCCGUGCUGGAGAUGGCGAGUGCCUUCAAGAUCAAACCUGAAGAUAAGCCUUCGAGUGAUACUGUUCAAGCCCAGGGACCGAGUACUUCGCAAAAUGAUGAGCCGAACCCAUUCGACGAACCUCAAGCGUUGGCUUUGUUCGCGUUACUGGAUCAUUACAUGCACAGCGAGGAGGUGAUGGUUCGUUACAUCGCGAUGAGAUACGCGGCGGUUGUGUUUCCCGCGCAUUACGUCCCUUCGCGUUACCUCUUACUACUGGCCAGCGGAGACAGUCAAGACGAUAUAUCGACGGAAGCGUUAAAAUAUCUAUACGGUACAUCUCGUCCCAACGAAAUAGAGGACGUUGUGAACAACGUGUCCAAGAAAGAGGCGGCGGUAGUCAAUUUAGAUGAGGAUUCCUCUAAGAAGGAAAGAGACGACAAACAGGAAACUGAAGAAUUAAAAGUACCUAAGUUUACCGAGGUGGUGAGCUACGUAUGGGAACAGAUGCAGAAACGAAAGACUGGAUCGAACGCUAAACAUAGGUUCGUGAUCGGUAACCAGGUGUUGCAGUUUCAUCCUCAAACCUAUCAGGAGAUACUAAGGUAUAUGCGGAUGUGUUUGAAUCGUGACGCCGGCUUAAAAGAUUGUUCCAACCAUCCGAAUGCGACCUCGCCUCAGUUGGCCAAGUAUUUCUAUGAUAAAUUGCUGGAUACUGAGGUUCUGGAGCGAUAUCUAACUAUGAUAACUACUUUACUCAACGCUCGCCCAGAUGUGAUGCCAUUAACAUGCUUCCUAGAUAUUGUCGGCUGUGUGCCUGAAAAGAUGGCGUCGAAAUACACAAAUCUUCUAUCAUUCCUUAAGAAUUUAUUUACGACCAGCACAAAGGAGGAAAUGAGGGAGAACGCCGCUGUUGUUUACGCAAUAAUAACUGUCAGCACGAGUGAUAAGUCCACUGUUGAGAAAGAGAUAAAAGAGUUCGUGGAACAAGGACGGAAUAAUAAGAAUCUCGAGAGCCAGUGCGGUUAUUUGUCGGCGCUUGCGCAUAUGUGCGAAAGAUGUAUAGUUUAUUCGAAGAGGGGCAAGUUUGGGGGGAAAGGUUUUAGUGCGGCCAAUUGGGAGCCAUUUAAAGAAGGUGUUAUAGUUUUAGCUAAUUUACUUAUAAGUCCACUAACUUUACUAGUCAGUACUUCCGUUACUGCCAUAUCUCUACUGGCCCGCUGCUCAGGGAUGCCAGUGCCAGAUUAUACAACGAAACAGAACGCACAAUUACAAAGCGAUAAUCCGUUCAACAUAAAUAAAAGCGACGCGAAUAUAGACUCUGAAGAUGAGAUCACAAAGUUCACAAUCGCAGAUAGACUGUUCAGGAUCGUUGGUAACGCAAAACUUCCAUCGAAAGUCAAAGAGAGGUCGCUUUAUACUCUUGGGCUGUUGUGCUGCGGAGAAAGGUUGACAUUCGCUAAACAAAUUGUCAUGGGGUUCUUGCAGAUGGCUAAAGAUAGUAAAGAGUUUGAAAUUCACCUACAAAUAGGAGAAUCUUUAGUGCUAUGUGUGGAGGGUGUUAACUCCAACGAAAAUCGAGAUCUAUGGACAGAGUUGCCCAAAGAAGGAGACGCAAAAAUUAAAGAUCAAGAUGUGCUGAAGGAAAAUGACAAGUUAUUAGAAUGGCUUUUGGAAGAACUUGUCAAGAUCGGUAGACAUCCACAUCCACAUUCCAGACAAGCAACUAGCAUAUGGUUGUUAGCAUUACUAAAGAAUUGUCCAGAGCGUGAACCAAUUAAGACCAAGCUACAGUCUUUGCAAAAUGUUUUCAUGGACUAUCUGUCGGAGAAUAGCGAGAUUGUGCAAGACGUGGCGAGUAAAGGUCUCAGUUUGGUGUAUCAGAAUUCGGAUGAAAGUCAGAAGCAGGCUCUAGUUGGGCAAAUCAUUGAGCAAUUGACUAGUGGCAAGCGGGCGGUAGCCCAGGUCACCGAAGAUACGAAGGUGUUCGAAGAAGGACAGUUGGGGAAAGCCCCUACUGGAGGGAAUCUCUCCACUUACAAGGAACUGUGCUCGUUAGCUUCAGAUCUGAAUCAGCCAGACUUGUUAUAUAAGUUUAUGCAUCUCGCACAUCACAACUCUAUGUGGAAUUCUAAAAAAGGUGCGGCAUUCGGUUUCCACUCGAUCGCUCUGCAGGCGGGCGCGCAGUUAUCUGAACAUUUGCCUCGCAUUGUACCGAGAUUGUAUCGGUACAGGUUCGAUCCUACGCCGCGUAUACAGAACUCUAUGGCGAGCAUAUGGCACGCCAUAGUUCCUAACACGCAAGCUACGGUACACAAAUACCACAAAGAAAUAUUAGAUGAUUUAGUGGCCAAUUUGACAUCGAACCAAUGGCGCGUCAGAAUGUCGUGCUGUAACGCGCUCGCUGAUUUGUUACGUGGGGCACAGAGUCUACAUUCGUCUCUAGAACAAUUACCUACGUUAUGGACUCAACUGUUUCGAGUUAUGGACGACGUACACGAAGGCACUAGACAAGCCGCUACCUCUACUGCCAACGUGCUCUCUAAGCUUUGUAUCCGGGCAGCGGACGCGAAUCAAGGUAAAGACGGCAAGGAGGUCGUCGCUGUUAUAUUACCAGUUCUAUUGGAGACCGGCAUCACUAAUGUCGUGAAGGAAGUCCGUAGUGUCAGUUUACAAACGGUGUCGAAGCUUGUCACCGCGGCGGGCGAGACGCUGAAGCCGUUCCUCAGUCGGUUAGUGCCGGCACUGGCGAGCGCGGCCGGCGAGCUAGAGUCGGCGCGCCUGUCCUACCUGAGCACGGCGCUCGCUGCGGACGCGACCACGCGCGACAUGCUCGACGACAUGCGCGCCACCGCCGCCCGCCACCACUACACCACCGACACCGUCGUCAAGUGUAUGCCGUACAUCGAUAUAGAAGUGAUGAAGGAGAUGUUGCCGAGUAUCUUGGAGCUCAUGAAGUCGCCUCAGUUGGGUACUAAAGUUGCCUGCUGCCACUUCAUAGUGCUCGCCGCUCAUUACCUCCGCGCUGAUCUGGAACCUGUCGCGGGCAAAAUCAUGUCCAAUCUACUGAACGGCACAUUUGAUAGAAACGCUACUGUAAGGAAGAACUACGCGGAGGCUUUGGGACAAGUCUCUGCAUAUGCUAAGCCUCAAUCAGUGGAGAAAUUAAUGAAGAAACUGGUGAACCUUUAUGAGACUAAAGAGGACGAUUUGUCUCGGUCGGCUGUGGCAUUGACUUUGAAGGCUGUAGCCAAAGCAAAGAUAGAACAUAUAAAAGACAACGAAGAUAUAUUGGCACCUAUGGUUUUCUUGGCGAUGCACGGACUGAAAGACGACGAAUCAGGAAGUGUGGAGAUGUUCGAGGAGAUAUGGGCGGACGUGAGUCCAGCACGCGAGGCAGGCAUAAAGCGCCAUCUGUCCGCCAUAUGUGCGGAACUAGAGCGAGCUCUGUCAUCCUCCAGAUGGGCCGAUAAGAUACAGGCGUCGAACGCAAUCCAGACGGUAAACAAGGAGUUGUCUAGUGGUUUGGGCCCGCAGCGUGAAUCGUUACUGCGCGCAAUACUCGCCGCCGCCGCCGGAAAGACAUUCGACGGAAAGCAACACGUCAUAAACGCCCUCGCCGACCUCUGCGAGGUGAAAGAAGGUGAGCCGGCAAUAUCUAGCUCAUUGGCAUCUGAAUGUAUCAAUGCUCUAAUAGUGGAGAGUCGUAAGCAGGAGAUGGUAUAUAAGAAACAUGCUGUAUUAGCACUCGGACGAGCGCUCGCUCACACACACUGCGAUAGAUUCACUCAAGUAUAUGACAUAGUCAAACUGGUGUUAACAAAGGAUGAAUCGUCAGUAGGUAAAGAAUCAGAUGAAGAAGACAACGAAGGAGCCCGCCAGAGACGGGAACAAUUGACAGCAUUAAAAGAAGCGGCUUAUGAGCUUCUAGGCAAAGCUUGGCCCAAAGAUGCACAAACACAGGAGAAAUACCAAGACGUAUUUUUCGAGCACUGCGCCCAAUCUUACGCGUCUAGCUCUCGAUCGACGCAAUUAGCCAUGUUGUCGUCCAUCGCGCGCGUGAUAGAGAGACUAGUUAUAUUCACACGAACGGACGAACCGAUGGACACUGACAACGUGGCUGUCACAGACAAGGACAACGCAAUCGCCACCGUCACGGGACAUAUAGCUGCGGUUAUUGAUUAUACCCUCAAAAACAGUAAUCAAGUCAGACACAGAAGAGAUGCCCUGAAUAUAAUGGAAAUCUUAAUUAAAAAACUAAAGGAGUUGAAUAAAACAGAGGAACUGAAUAAGCUGAAAACGAUUUACCAAACCUACCAGCAAGACUUGUCGAAAGAUGCGUCACACGAAAUAAGAACUAAAUUAGAUAGUAUUAAAGUCCAUUUUAAAUAAUUCUAUGGAAUGUUUGUAAUUUAUUGUAAUUGAAAAAUAUAAUAUUAAAUGAUGAUCUUACUUGCAUUAGUUUUAAUAUAAUAUG
Molecule: messenger RNA, 5847 nt
Organism: Diatraea saccharalis (sugarcane borer)
Lineage: Eukaryota; Metazoa; Arthropoda; Insecta; Lepidoptera; Crambidae
Source: the annotation of a GenBank genome assembly